AUGCCAAUUGGGGCGUCGCCGUAUAGGCUAGUUUAUGGGAAGGCAUGUCACUUGCCUGUUGAAGUUGAACACAAAGCAUAUUGGGCCAUUAAGAAGUUAAAUAUGGACCUUGAAGCCGCGGGCAAGAAAAGACUUUUGCAGUUGAAUGAGUUAGAUGAGUUCAGACUAAAGCUAUUUCCUGGGAAGUUAAAAUCGAGAUGGUCGGGCUCGUUUGAGGUAGUGAGAGUAACUCCUUAUGGUGCAAUUGAGCUGCGAGCUUUGAAUGGUGAAAGAAAACUUUUGGUGAAUGGACACAGAGUAAAGCAUUAUUGGGGAGGAAUAAUUGAUCGUGAGAAGACCAAGGUUGUACUCGCUGAUGAGUAA
Molecule: messenger RNA, 363 nt
Organism: Nicotiana tabacum (common tobacco)
Lineage: Eukaryota; Viridiplantae; Streptophyta; Magnoliopsida; Solanales; Solanaceae
Source: RefSeq, a predicted model, not a curated record